GCCGAAAUGAACUAUCCCAUAUUUAAUUGAAAUAAAAUUCAUGAGAUAACUAAUUAUUCCGAGAUUGUAGUAUAAAUUUUAUUCUUUCUUAAAAGUGAAAUAAUUAAUUUUGAAAUAGCUAAUGCCGAAAUUAGCAAUCCCAACUUAACUUGUUUUCAAUCAAACGGCCAUCCACGGGCACUAAAAACUGGAUGACGUGGUAAUCUACUAUUUGGUGAACCGACGUUGAAGGGAGAAAAAGAGAGAGAGAGAGGAAGCAGUGAUACAAGCUAAGCGAAUUGAGAUUACUCUGGAAUUUGCAAGAGCUCCCAAUAACCCAUGGCUUACGUCGAGAGAGGUGUGGUAAAAUCCAAGCGUUCUAUAUGGCGAUUGAAGACUAUCGCUGAUUUGUGUUGGUCCAUCAUCAACUUCAUCAGCGUGUUUUUUGUUACUAUGUUUUCGAUGGAAAAAACAGAUGCAUAUAGAAAAGGUUCAGGAUCCAGCAAGAAGUGGGAUGGAGGUGGUCCAGGAAGUGGUCCAUAUGGUGGUGGUCCGCGUGGGCCGCCCCGUGGGUUGGAUAAUGUUCGAGGCAUUGAUCACAGUUCUCUUCCUGCCUGUGGUUCUUGCUGUGGAUAAAUGCUGCCUAUGUCACUUUUGAGAAUCUAUAAGUUUGGCUCUUAUUCCAUAAAAACAUAUACUGAAUUGCAGCACUUAUGCUUUAAUUCAAAACUUGAAAGUGAGUUCGUUCAUGUGUCCCUUUCAUCGUGAAGCUUGAAUAAAACUCAAAUUAGUUUUUUUCUUUUGUA
Capsicum annuum is the source of this 785-nucleotide messenger RNA. RefSeq names its product selenoprotein K. The transcript has 4 exons. Lineage: Eukaryota; Viridiplantae; Streptophyta; Magnoliopsida; Solanales; Solanaceae. Bases 319 to 615 code for a protein of 98 amino acids. Gene Ontology annotation, biological process: calcium ion transport; endoplasmic reticulum calcium ion homeostasis. The record is from RefSeq and is a predicted model, not a curated record. Gene Ontology annotation, cellular component: endoplasmic reticulum membrane; Golgi apparatus.